AUGGGGUCACCGUUUCGUAUGAAGUCGGCGCAUCAUGCGGAUAUCAAAGGCAUGGGGAUCUUAUAUGAAGAUGAUGACGCGCCAAUCAAGUUGGUGGAUCGAGAUGAUUCAUUUGCCAUUAAGGAGCUUGGCUUGACCUUGAUCGGGAAGGUUUUAAACCCGAAGAAGCAGAACGUCGAGAAGUUACUUCAGACGAUGCCUGCACAAUGGGGCCUGGCAGAGAGAAUCACGGCUAAUGAUCUAGGGACUGGGAAGUUUUUGUUCAACUUCUCAAACGUGGGGGAUCUUAACUACGUCAUGGCAAAGGGGCCAUUCCAUUAUAACUUUUGUAUGUUCAUGUUGGUUCGUUGGGAGCCAAUCGUUCAUGAUGACUACCCAUGGAUCAUUCCGUUUUGGGUACAGUUGAUCGGGUUCCCUCUCCAUCUGUGGACAGACACGAACCUAAAGAAUAUAGGUCGCCGAAUUGGUCAUGUUGAUACUAUUGAGCUCACGGAAGGACAUAUGCUUAUUGAUGUCGACUCACGAUGGCCUCUGAAGUUCUCCCGAAAGGUUGAAUAUGAAGGAGAUGAGGUCACGAUAGAGAUUAAAUAUGAUAAGCUCUUCAAGCAUUGCACCAGUUGUGGCAUGCUCUCACAUGAGAAAGGGUAUUGUCCCUCCAUCGAAGUCAUACAACCCUCACAGGAGCGAUCAGAUGUAUUCACACGCAUGCAGUUACCAGCUCGUUAA
Messenger RNA from Brassica napus (rape), 726 nucleotides. RefSeq lists its product as uncharacterized. The transcript has a single exon. Lineage: Eukaryota; Viridiplantae; Streptophyta; Magnoliopsida; Brassicales; Brassicaceae. The record is from RefSeq and is a predicted model, not a curated record. Bases 1 to 726 code for a protein of 241 amino acids.